GUGGCGGCAUCAGGAACAUAUCUUAUGAUUUUUAUGUUUGAGAUAUUUCCAUGUUGUUGGUGUGUGAAUGAACUAAUUGCUGAAACGGGAAGAUUAACUAAUGCGGUAUAUAACUGUAAUUGGUAUGAACAGGACAUGAAAUUUCGUCGAGCUUUAAUGAUUUUCAUGCUGCGGACACAUAAACAGAUACAAAUUUUGGCAGGAAAUUUAGUGCCAGUUUCAUUGCAAUCAUUUAUUGCGAUUGUUAAGUUUUCGUUCUCAAUGUUUACUUUACUUAAUGAAAUGCGUCAAUAA
Molecule: messenger RNA, 294 nt
Organism: Teleopsis dalmanni
Lineage: Eukaryota; Metazoa; Arthropoda; Insecta; Diptera; Diopsidae
Product: putative odorant receptor 59c
Exons: 2
Coding region: 25-294 (89 amino acids)
Biological process (GO): sensory perception of smell; detection of chemical stimulus involved in sensory perception of smell
Cellular component (GO): plasma membrane
Molecular function (GO): olfactory receptor activity; odorant binding
Source: RefSeq, a predicted model, not a curated record